AGCCCCCUCCCCCGGACCCUGCCCCGCCUUGCAGAGUCCCGUGCGGUCGCCGAGGCCACCGCUGUCCUCACAACGCUCGCUCGCUCGGCGCCCGAGAGCCGCGGGCUUGCGCGUGCCGGCAACUUUACAGUCGCCGGGGGCGCGGCUCCUCUUGGUGCGUGUGCGAGUGUGCCUGUCCCCGGCGGCCUCCUGGGGGCAGCAGCGGAAAAGGGGACGAGGAGAAAGAGGCUGCCUCGGUGCACGGUGGCAAAGCAGGCAGGAGCCGCGCCGGUUCUGGAGACCUGAACUCCACCGGGGCUGCGUCCAGGGCGCUUUCGAACGUCGCAGCCGCCGCCCUCCGGGCCGGCAUCGUCGACCCGCUGUAAGAUUGCGAUUCUUUGUGCCUGCUCCGGCCAUAGCAGCGGUGUUUGCGGGCAAAGGAACGGCGGCCGCGGCAGCAGCAACCCCAGCCCGGGCGGGACUGGUGAGCGCACCGGCGGUUUGAGGCAGAAAGGGAGGGUCGCGGCGCCUGUGGUGGACGCGUUCUCCGGCGCCCGUCCUCCUCAGCUGGCCCUGACUUGGGCACCCUGUGCGGGUCUCUAACAAUGGUGCAGAGCGCCGGCGCGAGCCCCGCGUCCGCCCAGCGGUCGUAGAGGAAGUGGCCGGGCUCAGGGUGGGGUGGGCAGGGAGACGCCCCCCGCCAGUCACUCGCUGGAGUUUGCCUGCGCGCUUGGCCUCUCCGGCCCCAAGCCCCGGCUCCGCUCGCGAUCACCGACGGCGGCCCAAUUCUGAGGAGAUGGUGCCAGCGCCCGGAUUAAUCUAGCCCUCGGUUCGCUCUUUCUCCCUUCCUUCUCUUCCUCCUCCUCCUCCUCCUUUACCUCCUGCUGGUGCUGCCGCUGGGUUCCCGGCGAGUGGGAGUAUAACUCUGCCUCUCCAAGGAGACUGGUUUGUGACCACUGAACAGAUCUUGCUCACUGAAAGCAAACCCGGAACAGCUGGAUAAUGUCCACCCCGAGUAGAUUCAAAAAGGACAAAGAGAUCAUAGCAGAGUAUGAAAGUCAAGUCAAAGAAAUUCGAGCUCAACUAGUAGAGCAACAAAAAUGCCUGGAGCAGCAAACAGAGAUGCGAGUUCAGCUUCUCCAGGACCUGCAAGAUUUCUUCCGAAAAAAAGCUGAAAUUGAGACAGAAUAUUCUCGGAACCUAGAGAAGUUAGCAGAAAGGUUCAUGGCAAAAACAAGAAGUACUAAAGAUCAUCAGCAGUACAAGAAAGACCAGAACCUCUUGUCUCCAGUGAACUGCUGGUAUUUACUCCUGAACCAAGUGAGGAGAGAAAGCAAAGACCAUGCAACCUUGAGCGACAUCUAUCUGAACAAUGUGAUUAUGCGGUUCAUGCAGAUAGGUGAAGAUUCCACCAGGAUGUUUAAAAAGAGCAAAGAGAUUGCAUUCCAACUUCAUGAGGAUUUAAUGAAGGUUCUUAAUGAGCUUUAUACGGUGAUGAAAACAUACCACAUGUACCAUGCAGAAAGCAUCAGUGCAGAGAGCAAGCUGAAAGAGGCUGAGAAACAAGAAGAAAAGCAAAUUGGAAGAUCUGGUGACCCAGUCUUUCAUAUUAGACUAGAAGAGAGACAUCAGCGACGAAGCUCUGUAAAGAAAAUAGAAAAAAUGAAAGAAAAGAGACAAGCAAAAUAUUCUGAAAAUAAGCUAAAGUCAAUUAAGGCACGGAAUGAGUAUCUCCUAACCCUUGAAGCAACCAAUGCCUCAGUUUUCAAGUAUUAUAUUCAUGACCUUUCAGAUUUAAUUGAUUGCUGUGAUCUUGGCUACCAUGCAAGUCUGAACAGAGCCCUAAGAACGUAUCUCUCUGCGGAGUAUAACCUUGAAACCUCCAGACAUGAAGGCUUAGACAUUAUUGAGAAUGCAGUUGACAAUUUAGAACCAAGAAGUGAUAAGCAGAGAUUCAUGGAGAUGUACCCGGCUGCAUUUUGUCCACCAAUGAAGUUUGAGUUUCAGUCUCACAUGGGUGACGAGGUCUGCCAGGUCAGCGCUCAGCAGCCAGUGCAGGCUGAGCUCAUGCUCAGGUAUCAGCAGCUACAGUCCCGACUAGCCACGCUCAAGAUCGAGAGUGAGGAGGUUAAGAAGACAUCUGAAGCCACAUUGCAGACAAUUCAAGAUAUGGUCACCAUUGAGGACUAUGAUGUUUCUGAAUGCUUCCAGCACAGUCGCUCCACAGAGUCCGUGAAGUCUACUGUCUCUGAAACCUACCUGAGUAAGCCCAGCAUCGCCAAGAGAAGAGCGAACCAGCAGGAAACCGAACAGUUCUACUUCAUGAAACUGAGAGAAUACUUAGAAGGCAGUAAUCUCAUCACAAAACUUCAAGCCAAACAUGACGUGCUACAGAGGACCCUUGGAGAAGGUCAUAGAGCUGAAUAUAUGACUACAAGGCCUCCAAAUGUUCCCCCUAAGCCCCAGAAACACAGGAAGUCCAGACCCCGCUCACAGUAUAAUGCUAAGUUGUUUAAUGGGGAUUUGGAAACAUUCGUCAAGGACUCAGGACAGAUUAUACCCCUCAUUGUAGAAAGCUGUGUCCGGUUCAUCAAUCUCUAUGGUCUUCAGCAUCAGGGGAUUUUCAGAGUGUCUGGUUCACAGGUGGAAGUCAAUGAUAUUAAAAACUCCUUUGAGAGAGGUGAAAACCCUUUGGCUGAUGAUCAGAGUAACCAUGAUAUUAACUCAGUUGCUGGCGUUCUGAAGCUCUAUUUCCGUGGGCUGGAAAACCCCCUCUUUCCUAAGGAAAGAUUUAAUGAUCUGAUUUCUUGUAUCAGAAUAGAUAAUCUCUAUGAGAGGGCGCUUCACAUCCGCAAACUCCUCCUGACUUUGCCCAGGUCGGUCCUUAUAGUGAUGAGGUACCUCUUUGCCUUCCUCAACCAUCUUUCACAGUACAGUGAUGAAAACAUGAUGGACCCUUAUAACCUGGCCAUUUGCUUUGGCCCAACACUGAUGCCUGUUCCAGAAAUACAAGAUCAAGUGUCUUGCCAGGCUCACGUGAAUGAAAUUGUGAAAACCAUUAUCAUCCACCAUGAGACUAUUUUCCCAGAUGCUAAAGAGCUAGACGGCCCUGUUUAUGAGAAAUGCAUGGCUGGAGACGACUACUGUGACAGCCCGUACAGCGAGCACGGUACAUUGGAGGAAGUGGAUCAGGACGCUGGUACAGAGCCCCACACUAGUGAAGACGAAUGUGAGCCAAUAGAAGCAAUAGCCAAGUUUGACUAUGUCGGGCGGUCUGCCAGAGAACUGUCCUUCAAGAAGGGAGCCUCCCUGCUGCUGUAUCACCGUGCAUCUGAAGACUGGUGGGAAGGCAGGCACAACGGGAUUGACGGGCUUGUGCCUCACCAGUACAUAGUGGUACAGGAUAUGGAUGAUACAUUUUCAGACACGCUGAGCCAAAAAGCAGACAGUGAGGCCAGCAGUGGACCAGUCACUGAAGACAAGUCUUCCUCUAAGGAUAUGAACUCCCCAACAGACCGUCAUCCUGAUGGCUACUUAGCCAGACAAAGGAAAAGAGGUGAGCCACCCCCUCCGGCAAGGCGUCCUGGCAGGACCAGUGAUGGCCAUUGUCCCCUCCACCCUCCUCAUGCUCUUUCCAACUCCUCAGUUGACCUGGGCUCCCCAAGCCUGGCCAGUCACCCCCGGGGCCUGCUGCAGAACCGUGGCCUCAACAACGACAGUCCUGAGAGGCGGCGCCGGCCUGGCCAUGGCAGCCUGACCAACAUCAGCCGGCACGACUCCCUCAAGAAGAUCGACAGCCCUCCCAUCAGGAGGUCCACGUCCUCAGGGCAGUACACUGGCUUCAACGACCACAAGCCGCUGGACCCAGAGACGAUUGCUCAGGAUAUUGAGGAAACAAUGAACACUGCUUUGAAUGAACUCCGAGAACUGGAGAGGCAGAGUACAGCGAAGCAUGCCCCCGAUGUGGUGCUGGAUACCUUGGAACAAGUGAAAAACUCCCCUACCCCUGCCACUUCCACGGAAUCGCUCAGCCCUUUGCACAACGUUGCCCUCAGGAGCUCUGAACCUCAGAUUCGACGUAGCACUAGCUCCUCCAGUGACACAAUGAGUACUUUCAAGCCUCUGGUGGCACCCAGAAUGGGUGUACAGCUGAAGCCCCCAGCCCUUAGGCCAAAACCUGCUGUUCUUCCAAAAACAAACCCUACCAUAGGACCUGUCCCACCUUCCCAGGGUCCAACAGACAAGUCUUGCACAAUGUAAAAAUCAGCUGAGCAAGGUCACAAGGGGAGGUGAUUUAAAAAAGAAAAUGGAUUCGUGACAAAAGUCAGUGAUCCAUAACUUUCAUUAGUUUUGUGCUUAUAACUGGAGAUCUCUUGGCUUUUCUAUGUUCUCGGAUGUAAUGUCUGAGACUAGCUAAAUUAACACGGGCAUUUGUAUUUUGUAAUUGCUUUUUCUUUUUAAUAACUGGACAUAUUGUAUGUCAUUUUAUAGACAAUAGAAACACUUAGACUUACUUGAAAAUCCAAUGCUGCACCACUUGUAAUGACGGCAACACCUCUCUCUGCAUUGUACAGUGCUUCGGAUUUAGCGUAGCCCAGGUGAGUCAGAAAUAUCUUGACCCGAAUGUGUAUAACCAGUGUUGGUUGUGGCACUUGGAGUAAUGGCUAAAAGGUGAUAAUGGCAUUGUUUGGUGGCUGACAGUGAGCACCUCUGGUUCCACACAGCUCAUGCUAAAGACUUGCUAUUAUCACAGUGGGGCAUUCCUGGGGUGGGCCCACAGCUUGAAUGAGUUGGGUGAUUGCUUCUUUCAGAAGAAUUAUUUCUCUUGGUCCAGAUUGUUUUCUAUGGAAGGGGGUAGAACUGCAGUUACUGCUUGAACUGAACUUGAGAAAUGGGAAAGACACAGUGCUUCAGAGCUGUUAGUGUCACUCGUUCCUUGAGCCUGGUCAGAUCCCGGAAGAUUUCCAAGUCUGUCUGCUGCAUUCAUGAAGGAUGGAUUUUAAAGACUUGCUGGUCACACCACUCCACAAACUCCUUCAGACAUCUGUUGUUUGAUAACUGCCUAGAAAAUAUUUCUCUCUCUCCUAACUCCCUGUGUCGUUCUCUGUGGAAGUGGAGAACAGGUAGCAUACAAGGUCUCUGUUCCUUUGGUAUUCUCUUCUCCUGACUAAAUUACCCUGGUUCCUUUAAACUUCCCUGAGAGGCCUAAUGAUUCUAAACUGAAAUCACAGCUCUCCUUUCCAUUUGUCUCUGAGCCAACCCAGAACUGACUGUGGUACUAGAGUAAAAGCCAUGCUGAGGUCCACAUGGGAGUUUUACCUCAUGGUUCCAGGAUGAUUUGAAUUUUGUGCCAG
Choloepus didactylus (southern two-toed sloth) is the source of this 5333-nucleotide messenger RNA. RefSeq names its product SLIT-ROBO Rho GTPase activating protein 1 (gene SRGAP1). Gene Ontology annotation, cellular component: cytoplasm. Gene Ontology annotation, molecular function: protein binding; GTPase activator activity. NCBI's taxonomy places the organism in Eukaryota, Metazoa, Chordata, Mammalia, Pilosa, Megalonychidae. Bases 982 to 4239 code for a protein of 1085 amino acids. The transcript has 22 exons. Gene Ontology annotation, biological process: signal transduction; negative regulation of cell migration. The record is from RefSeq and is a predicted model, not a curated record.